CAAAACGUCCGCAACAAUGAUGUCGAUUCGGACGCUGGCGAGUCGCGUGACGGUCACCCGCGGCAGUGCCUUCCGACCCCUAAAGCAUGCAAAUGUACCGUUGAAGACUUCUACGUAUGUGCUCGCGGCGCCCAAGUUCAUGCCACCAGCGCCAUUGCGUAGCCGUGGGUUCACCAACAUCGCUCGUCGACUUGACUCGGUGAACCCAGACCAUGUCAUCUUCGGCCUGAUUGGCGCGAACGCAUUGGUGUUGUUCAUGUGGCAGACAGUCGACACAAGUUCGAAGAGACAGUUUAUGGUGACCAAUUUCACCACGUCCCCCGCGCAUAUCAUGAGUGGCCGCGUCCACACCCUGCUCACGGCGGCGUUCUCGCACGCGGAUACCGGUCAUUUCUUCGGGAACAUGCUCGGGCUGUUUUUCUUCGGGCGAGAAGUGUGUGCGAUCUUGGGUCCCAAGCGGUUCCUUGGGUUGUACCUAGGCAGCGCAGUCGCCGCGUCCCUGGCGCAAGUUGUGUCCCAACCGCUCUACUCCAGCCGCAACAGCUUGAGCCUUGGCGCGUCCGGCGCCGUGAACGCCGUCACAGCCUUUUCCAUCUGCAUGUUUCCGCACAGCACCAUCCUCCUCAUGUUUGUGCUCCCGCUGCCCGCGUAUGUGGUGGGAACUCUCUUCAUCCUUCGAGACAUUUGGGGGGCCGUCGGCGAUCGCAACACCGGAGUCGGCCACGUCGCGCAUCUAGCGGGGGCCGGCAUUGGCAUGUUCUAUUACCGGCGCAUGUUUGGCCGUCGAAGUGGGUUCCGCCGGUUUUAAACCACAAGAAACAUGAAUACCACUCUGUCGCA
This is a messenger RNA of Aphanomyces astaci, 840 nucleotides long. RefSeq lists its product as hypothetical. Bases 17 to 808 code for a protein of 263 amino acids. The record is from RefSeq and is a predicted model, not a curated record. Gene Ontology annotation, cellular component: membrane. The transcript has 2 exons. Lineage: Eukaryota; Oomycota; Saprolegniomycetes; Saprolegniales; Verrucalvaceae. Gene Ontology annotation, molecular function: serine-type endopeptidase activity.